AUGGAGUUUUUGGUAUUGGCGAUAAUAGGUGCAACGUAUGCCUCGGUUCUUUUUGAGCCACUGGCACAAUCGGUUAGAAAUAUGAGACGGGUCAACAAUAGAUCAACUUAUACCAAUGUCAAUAGCUUUAAGCGUAAGAUUAAAAGGAGUUCAAAAAUUAAAUUAGCAAGACCUAAAGUCAAAAAUAGAAAGAAUCGUAUGCAAUGGCAACCUGAACAGACCAUAGCUACCCUGACAGCUUUCAAUAUGACUCCAGAACAAAGAGCUGCUGGUGCACGUCCGCAUAAAACGGCAAACACCGUUUGUUUCAAUGAAUCUUAUUCUAAUGAAGAACCACCUCCUUAUUCUGCACGAGAAAAAGGAUCACGACGGAAAAAACUCAAGUUAAAGUUAAGGUCAUUCUUUAAAAUCAACUGA
Molecule: messenger RNA, 417 nt
Organism: Candida albicans SC5314
Lineage: Eukaryota; Fungi; Ascomycota; Pichiomycetes; Serinales; Debaryomycetaceae
Exons: 1
Coding region: 1-417 (138 amino acids)
Source: RefSeq, a predicted model, not a curated record